This is a messenger RNA of Nelumbo nucifera (sacred lotus), 1286 nucleotides long. RefSeq lists its product as uncharacterized. NCBI's taxonomy places the organism in Eukaryota, Viridiplantae, Streptophyta, Magnoliopsida, Proteales, Nelumbonaceae. The record is from RefSeq and is a predicted model, not a curated record. Gene Ontology annotation, molecular function: RNA binding.
GGCUUUGGGAGCGGGAUUUUAGAAGAAAAAGCCAGAGUGCUCUCUGAGGAGAGGAAGAAGAGGGGAGAAGGGAGAGCUAGAGCGGGUUCAGAGCCAGAGACACCCUUCGCUUCGAACUCGCUGAGACACUAAAAUGGAUCGGUACCAGAGGGUGGAGAAGCCAAGGGCGGAGACGCCGAUAAACGAGAACGAGAUUCGGAUAACCACUCAAGGGAGGAUGAGGAACUACAUUACUUAUGCGACCAGUCUGCUCCAGGAGAAGGGUUCUAAUGAAAUUGUUCUUAAGGCCAUGGGAAGAGCCAUCAACAAAACUGUGAUGAUUGCUGAACUGAUUAAGAGAAGGAUUGCUGGUCUCCAUCAGAACACAUCAAUUGGGUCUACUGAUAUAACUGAUAUGUGGGAGCCACUUGAAGAAGGCCUGCUCCCCUUAGAAACCACUCGCCAUGUUUCAAUGAUAACAAUCACUUUGUCAAAGAAAGAGCUAGAUACAUCCUCCACUGGAUACCAACCACCUAUUCCAGUUGAUCAAGUAAAACCAUGGGCUGAAUUUGACUAUGAAGGAGAGGGCUCUCCUGCCAUGCGAGGUAGAGGACGUGGUGGUCGAGGUAGGGGUAGGGGCAGAGGAAAUAACAAUGGUAUGGGGGAGUACAAUGGAGAUGGAGGUUGGGAUGGUGGGCGUGCGUAUGGUGGAAGAGGCAGAGGCCGUGGAAGAAGCCGCAAUUUCCGUGGGCGUGGAAGAGGUUAUGGUGGUGAUGCACAACAUGAAUCUGGUGGUUAUAAUGAUUAUGGUGGAUCCGAAGGACCAGCAGUCCAAGGCCGUGGGCGUGGUCGCGGUAGAGGAAGGGGCCGUGGUGGGCGUGGAAGGGAUUUUAGAUCAGAUGGGCCAAUCCAGGCAGCUGCUUGAGCCCUAGACUCUGCUGAGAACCAAUAUUUGGUUAGAGUGGAAAAGAAGUUCUGGAUGCCUGCUCUGCUGAUCAUGUUAUUUCUUCUUCUAAGAGAGAAUGGACUUUUAACUGAUAUAUUUUUAGGCAAUUUCAAUCGAUUGCUAGUGGUAAGCAGCUGCUGCAAUCGUUGUGCAGCAGCUAUGUUUUUGUAGUUAGGUUGGUAGGAUUAUUCUCAUUUGUUAUUGGCAGAAAAGAAUCAUGGUGUUCGAUAUACCCAGAAAAAAAUUGUACAAUUUCUCUGAUGCUUUUUUUUUUUUAGGAAAUAAUAGAGCAGUACAUUCUUUCAUUCUUCCAACUUUUCUACCCCUGUUUUGAGUUUAAAGUAAAACAUUUCAACGCUGA